GAGGAGCCGGAAGGAGCCUCCGGAGCAAGGGUGCCGGCCCACGCCCUACCUUUCACCCUUCCUCAUCUCCAGGAUGCGGCUGGGCCGCAGGGCCCUUUGCCUGCUGGUCCUGCUGCUCGCCUGCGCCUCGCUGGGGCUCCUGUACGCGAGCACCCGGAACGCGCCGGGCCUCCGGGCCCCCCCUGCGCAGUGGGCACCCCUGCAGGGUCCCCCCAGACCUCAGCUGCCAGAUCUCACCCCAGAGCCCCGCUACGCACACAUCCCGGUCAAGAUCAAGGAGCAAGUGGUGGGGCUGCUGGCUCAAAACAACUGCAGUUGUGAGUUCAGUGGAAAGGGUCUUUCCCUCCCCUUCCAGAGGCAAGUCCAAGCCUUUGACCUCACCAAGGCCUUUGACCCUCAGGAGCUGAGGGCUGCCUCUGCCGCCAGGGAGCAGGAGUUCCAGGCCUUCCUUUCAAGGAUCCAGUCCCCAGCUGACCAGCUGCUCAUAGCCCCUGCCAAUUCUCCCCUACAGUAUCCCUUGCAGGGUGUGGAGGUGCAGCCCCUCAGGAGCAUCUUAGUGCCAGGGCUAAGCCUGCAGGCAUCUUCAGGUCGGGAGCUAUACCAGGUGAACCUGACUGCCUCCCUGGGCACCUGGGAUGUGGCAGGGGAAGUGACAGGAGUGACUCUCACUGGAGAGGGGCAGCCGGACCUCACACUCACUAGCCCAGGGCUGGACCAGCUCAACCGGCAGCUGCAGCUGGUCACUUACAGCAGCCGAAGCUACCAGGCCAACACAGCAGACACAGUCCGGUUCUGCACCGAGGGACAUGAGGCUGCCUUCACCAUCCGCAUCAGACACCCACCUAACCCGCGUCUGUACCCACCUGGAGCUCUACCCCAGGGAGCUCAGUACAACAUCAGCGCUCUGGUCACCAUCGCCACCAAGACUUUCCUUCGUUAUGACCGGCUACGGACGCUCAUCGCCAGCAUCCGCCGCUUCUACCCGACGGUCACCGUGGUCAUCGCUGACGACAGCGAGAAGCCUGAGCGCGUCAGCGGCCCACAUGUCGAGCACUAUCUCAUGCCCUUUGGCAAGCCUCCUCCAACCACACGCACCCCUCCCCCAGGGCUGGUUCGCAGGCCGGAACCUGGCUGUUUCCCAAGUGACCACCAAGUAUGUGUUGUGGGUGGACGACGAUUUCGUUUUCACUGCGCGGACACGGCUAGAGAAGCUAGUGGACGUGCUGGAGAGGACCCCGCUGGAUCUGGUAGGGGGCGCGGUGCGCGAGAUCUCGGGCUUUGCCACCACAUACCGGCAGCUGCUAACCGUGGAGCCCGGCGCUCCAGGCAGCGGGAACUGCCUUCGGCAGAGACGCGGCUUCCACCAAGAGCUCGUUGGCUUCCCGAGCUGCGUAGUCACCGACGGCGUCGUCAAUUUCUUCUUAGCGCGAACCGACAAGGUGCGCGCGGUCGGCUUCGACCCGCGACUCAACCGCGUAGCCCAUCUGGAAUUCUUCCUGGAUGGGCUUGGUUCCCUUCAAGUGGGCUCCUGCUCAGAUGUCAUUGUGGAUCAUGCAUCCAAGGUGAAGCUUCCUUGGGUGUCAAGAGAUGCCAGGGCAGAGACUUAUGCCCGGUAUCGCUACCCAGGAUCACUGGACGAAAGUCAGGUGGCCAAACACCGGCUGCUUUUCUUCAAACACCGACUACAGUGCAUGACCGCGGAGUGAUGGCCACUCAGGGCCUUUCGAUUAUCAAGUGGGUCCUUCCUCCUUUCCCUGCCAGGAAUUUUCAGCAAACCCCACCACCCAGUGACCAUUGGACUGACUGUCUCCGACCCUCCAGCCCCCCACCCCUCAUCUUCAGAACCUGAUCCUAAAGAGGGGCUUGUCCUGGUGACACCCCUCCUUUCCUCGAGUGCCCAGGGGCAUGAUGGAGCCAUACCCUUUCCCACAGCCAGUGCCAAGUCCUCCCCCAGACCUCAUUCUAAUGGGGCAGGAAAUUGGGGGGUUGCUUUCCAAGUGCCAAAGAGCCCAGGGGGACUCCAAGAACCUGAAGUAGAAACACUCUCGUCUCAUCUUGGGACUGGGGGGUGGGGAAGCCUCCUCAAAUGUAAUCCCGGAGGUGUGCCCCCCACACCCAUCUCUGGAUCCAGGACUCUGUGCACUGGCUCCAGCUCCACCCCCGUGGAGAGAACUUAUGACUCUGGAGCUGAGGUGGGGGUUGGUGAACACGCAGCAAAGCCAUUCUCAGUUGUGUCUUUGCAUUGCUGUUGGCAUGGAGGAAGGGUACCAGGGAUCUCUGUGCAGACAUCCAGACUCACUUCAUGGGUCUCAGAAGCUCCCAACUUCAUUUUAUUAGCCACAUU
This is a messenger RNA of Loxodonta africana (African savanna elephant), 2344 nucleotides long. It is a transcript of the gene B4GALNT1, whose product is annotated as beta-1,4-N-acetyl-galactosaminyltransferase 1. The transcript has 10 exons. Gene Ontology annotation, biological process: ganglioside biosynthetic process. Gene Ontology annotation, molecular function: acetylgalactosaminyltransferase activity. Bases 74 to 1849 code for a protein of 591 amino acids. Gene Ontology annotation, cellular component: Golgi membrane. Lineage: Eukaryota; Metazoa; Chordata; Mammalia; Proboscidea; Elephantidae. The record is from RefSeq and is a predicted model, not a curated record.